Molecule: messenger RNA, 3785 nt
Organism: Halichondria panicea
Lineage: Eukaryota; Metazoa; Porifera; Demospongiae; Suberitida; Halichondriidae
Product: tudor domain-containing protein 7-like
Exons: 22
Coding region: 1-3651 (1216 amino acids)
Biological process (GO): P granule organization; spermatogenesis; piRNA processing
Cellular component (GO): P granule
Source: RefSeq, a predicted model, not a curated record
AUGGAUUCUGCAGAGCUAAUGGAGAAAACCAAAAAGGCCAUACGGGCCUUGCUGAUCUCGGCACCCAGAGGAGUGCCUGCAAGGUUGUUCCUAGUCGACUACAGGAAAGUUAUGGGAAAAGAGUUGCCAUUUCGUAACCUUGGCUUUAGAAAUGUGGAUGAUUUUAUUCGUGGCAUUCCGGACGUGCUCAGAAUAGGGAUGGGGGCAACUGGUGAGCCUACGUUGUUCCCCGUGGUUACGGCUCAGACGUCACAGAUUGCUCGUUUUGUUGCAACGCAAAAGAAGCCGAAAUUGAAGAGAUCGUACAUGCCACCGUCGACAAUGGCUCCCAGCCGCUCAGUGAAGAUGUCUGGCUUCUCCAACAAGUCUAGUUCGUACGGUCGGUCGAGGACAAGGAGCAACACGAGGAGUUUCCACCAACCAAGAUAUUUACUGAACCCUCCUGUCCAACCAUACCUCUCACGAGGGUACACCCAACCGCCCCCUCAACAUAGAGGGAGGUUGGGCUCCACCCCCGGCCCCUCAUAUAACUCAGCAGCGGUACCUAGAUCUGAUUCCAGGUCUUUAAUUGGCAACCACGUCUACGCAUACGCACCGCCCACCCACAGAGGAAGGAUAAGCUCCACCCCCUCUUAUACCUCGGCAGUGAACGAGACAACGGUGGGGCUUGGAUCUAUCAGCAUUGAGCCCAGGUCUCCAGUUGGAGGUCCCAUGUGGAAGGAUGAGUACAGCAGAGCUAAGUAUCUCAGUGUCAAUGAUAUGAGGGUCGUCCAGAGGACACUAGCCUAUGAUCUCUUACGUACCGAAGGCUAUGUAUGUACUCCCUAUCGGAUUGAUAAAGUGGGUGAUGGAAUCAAGUAUCUUCUAUAUUCUGACCUGUCAUCGUCUGAAACCCCAUCUGAUGGUAGAGGAGUAUUCCCUGCUGUGAUGCUCUACUUCAGAGCAAACAUUUGGAAUAAACGAGAACACCCAGAGUUGGCUACGAUAAAACCUGCCACCAAGUUGCUGGUCUAUGGGAAGCCUUUCAAGCAGAUAUCAGCCAAGAAUGGGAGGGAAGAACCAGCCAUGAUGGUGGUUUACUAUGAAGUGGUGUCUGCAUUAUCAAAAGGAGGCGCUUUAUCUUUCCCACCAUUGCGUAGUGACAAUGUGCCCUCGUCAGUCCAGCUCAGUAGACAAGUGAGGACCACGGCCAGUGUGUCCUCCCCAACUAGCAGUCAAUGGACCUCUUGUCCUAGCAUCCCUCCUGUUGGUCUUGUGAGUAGUUCACUCAAGCAGGCAAUCCUCAUGACACUAGAGCCACAUAGCGAAGUGCGAGAAACACAACUGGAGACCUUGUUCACUGAAAAGACUGGGAAGGAUCCUCCAAACAGAUUUUUGGAAAUAGCACAAAGUCUGCCUGAAGUCGUGUGUAGAAGAGAUGCCGAGGGGCUAGUCUAUUCCCUCAAGCAGUCUAGUCAGAGGCCUGCUGACUCAGCACGCCCCGACACAUCACCGGCUGGUUUUGUGAGCGGUUCUCUCAAACAGAAGAUUUUUAAACUACUCAAGGAGAAACCUAAUGGAUUAUACGUGAGACACCUUCGCAUGGUGUUUGAAGACAAGUACAAGAGUGAGGCUCCAAUGAAUUUGGCAGAGAUUAUCAAGAGCUUGGACUUUAUCGAUUAUGAUGGAAGCAGUAACCCAGAACACCCGAUGGUGUACCUCAAGACUGAUGCCUCCACACCCACUGAGCCCACUCCACCCGCCUCACCUUUGACCCUUGUCCUGCCAAGCAGUGUGGAGUUCGACAUUGACACAGAGAUUUUUGACGUUACGAUAACAUUUGUCAAUAGUGUCACUAGUUUCUAUGUCCAGAUGAUCGGGAGUGACUACUCAGACAAGUUUGCGGAGAUGAUGCAGAAAAUGAACGCCUAUUUGGGAAAGCACGCCCAAAAACUAAAGCAUCCAGUGGCGGUGGACGAUAUGUACGGCUUCCUGUGGGACGACGGUGGCGGUGACAAGUUAUGGUGUCGGGCAGUGGUGGGCUCGCUGAGUGAUAACAAGGCCCAGGUGCUCUUCCCGGAUUAUGGCAACGGUGACCUGGUGGAUGUGCACGCCCUCAGGGAACUACCACCUCCCUUUUACCAACUCCCAUUUCAGGCUGUUCAGUGCUGUCUCCACGAUCUCAUUGAUAAUGAUGAGAUCAACUCACAAUUCAAUGAGCUGAUCAGUGGGGCCAGCUACACAGCACAGGUCAUGGACAGGUCUGGCUCCAGGGUGUCGGUGGAGCUGAUGGACUCUGACCCUGCCGUGCACGAGACCAUCAACAGCAUCCUCCUCAGAGCCACCCACCCUAUCUCAACAUUAGAGCCACACCUACCAGAGCUCGGGGAGCCGAUGGUGCCUGUGGAGCUAACAGAUAUAGACCUGGAGGGUGUGAUAGCACUCCAGGUGCAGGGCCCAGGGCUCAACCAACUACAGCAGCUCAUGGCCAUCAUCAACAAUGUCUACCUGGACAAGGAGGCAGGGCCGAACGACAAGGUCACGGAGGUCAAAAAGGGGUCGCUGUAUUGUGCUCAGUAUGAUGACAAGUGGUAUCGGGUGGAGGUCACAAAGGUCAUCAGCUUGAAGGAGGUGACUGUACACUAUGUGGACUAUGGCAAUGAGGAUGACUUACUGACUAAUGACCUGAGGGCACCUGUCAAGGAUGAGCUGUUCUCACUGCCCUUUCAGGCUGUGAAAUGCACCCUCGCCGGGUUACCCCCAGAGGGGGGCAAGUGGACAGAGGCGGCCAUCAAUCACGUCUGGGAUAAGGAAGAGAACCUCAAUGUGUCUGUGGUGCAGAGUGGGUCUGGAGGGACUCUCCCCAGUGUCACCCUCACACUGUGUGCUGAUGGGGAGGAGCUCAAUCUCAACCACUGGCUCGCUGAACAACCCGACUUGUUCUUCGAUCGGGAAGAGCCGUUAGAGUCACAGUUGACUGAACUCGAGUGUGUAACCAGUUGCCCAGUCAGCACAUCAGAUGGCACGCUGUUCUCCCCCCACACUCCACAGAGCACCCCCUCACCAGCCACACCCGUCACGUCCCCACCACCUGAGCUGCCCACUAUGCCAUGUGCCAGUUUAACCCUCAGUGAGCUGUCACAGGUGAUGCUAUCAUGGACUGAGUCUCCCAGCAACUUUGUAGUCCAGCUCUCUGAAAAUCUUGCGCCUCUAGAAUCGAUGAUGACAUCACUGAACAAAGCCCUGGCUAGUUCGAGUGCCCCACCCUCCAGCCUGACGACUGGUCAGCUGUGCUGUGCCACCUGCUCCAUUGACGGGCGGUGGUAUAGAGCUGUCAUUGUCGACAUUGACUCUGCUAUUGCAACGGUGGAGUUUGUAGACUUCGGAGGCCAUGAGGAGGUGCUGUGCUCGUCACUGAGAGCCCUCCCCCCAUAUUUGAGUAGCUACCCUAUUCAAGGCAUCAAGUGCACACUCUAUGGUAUUAAGCCGAUCGAGGAACAGUGGAGUCCUGAGGCAAGCCGCUUCUUCAACGAUCAUGCUGAGAAGCAGUACUACGUGUUCUACAAGCAAAUAUCGGAUGAAAGAAGCUCAAUAUUAUUUUUUGCGGAGGGGGAUGUUCAAAUUAGUCAGAAGAUGAUUGACAAAGGAUUUGCUUCAACAACAUUGAAGUGAAGUGAACAUUGACUGUGGUUGUCUCAUUUGUUUGUCAUUACUGUUGACAUCAAUACAACGUGUUUUUUUAUCAUUUAUAAUACUCUCAUCGAAUUUGGCAUCGGUAUACAAAUUUGAUAUUAUUCUGACAUAAA